Larimichthys crocea (large yellow croaker) is the source of this 2102-nucleotide messenger RNA. Its product is annotated as cytochrome P450 2K1. Gene Ontology annotation, molecular function: heme binding; iron ion binding; oxidoreductase activity, acting on paired donors, with incorporation or reduction of molecular oxygen, reduced flavin or flavoprotein as one donor, and incorporation of one atom of oxygen. Gene Ontology annotation, cellular component: cytoplasm; intracellular membrane-bounded organelle. The record is from RefSeq and is a predicted model, not a curated record. The transcript has 9 exons. The coding region runs from base 97 to 1611 and encodes 504 amino acids. Lineage: Eukaryota; Metazoa; Chordata; Actinopteri; Sciaenidae. Gene Ontology annotation, biological process: xenobiotic metabolic process.
CCAAUACUAAGGACGUUCAUUGUUUUUUGGAGUUUCAACAGCACUGUGUCUUCGCAGCAAGGCUCAGUCAGAGAAAUAGCAUUGCUGGAAGAACAAAUGUCUUUUUUGGAGGAUUUUGAUUUCUUCUUCAGCCCCACCACUCUGUUGGGGGCUGUUGCUUUCCUGCUUAUUCUCUUUCGUGUUUCCAGUAGCUUCACUUCUCAGAAGAGGCAGAACGAGCCUCCAGGGCCAAGGCCUUUUCCCCUGCUUGGCAACCUAUUGCAGAUUGAUCUCCAGAGACCUUACAAAACACUAUCUGAGCUUUCAAAGAAGUAUGGGUCAGUAUUUACAGUAUACCUGGGAACCAGUAAAGUGGUGGUCCUGACUGGAUAUAAGACAGUCAAAGAGGCUCUGGUCAACAAUGCAGAAGAAUUCGGAGACCGAGGCAUCUUGCCGAUAUUUAGUGAUAUUAAUGAAGGUCAUGGGAUUUUGUUUGCAAAUGGAGAAUCGUGGAAAGAGAUGAGGCGUUUUGCCCUCACCACCCUGAGAGAUUUUGGGAUGGGCAAAAGAAUAGCUGAGGAUAAAAUCGUGGAGGAAUGUCACCACCUGAUCCAGUUGUUUGAAGAACAUAAAGGGAAACCAUUUGAUACAACAUGUCCAGUGAAUUACGCAGCAUCCAAUAUCAUCUCCUCCAUUGUGUAUGGAAGCAGGUUUGAAUACAAUGACCUCCGAUUCAAAAACUUGGUGAGAAGAGCCAAUGAGAACAUACGCAUCACUGGCUCUGCAUCAAUCCACCUUUACAACAUGUUUCCUAGGCUUCUCGGUUGGUUGAAAAACCGACAGAAGAUAAUAAAAAAUGCUGAGAUGACUAUCAGGGAUGUUAAAGAGUUAAUCAAGCAUCUGAAAGAGACUCUGAACCCUCACACAUGUAGGGGGUUUGUAGACUGUUUCCUGAUUCGGAAGCAGAAAGAAGAGGACUCUCACGUUAUUGACACUCUCUACAAUGAGAACAACCUGAUAUUUUCAGUGACCAACCUUUUUGCUGCUGGUACUGAUACCACAGGAACUACACUGAGAUGGGGUUUGCUGUUUAUGGCCAAAUAUCCACAUAUACAAGACCAAGUACAGGAGGAGCUGAGCAGGGUGGUAGGAAGCCAUCAGGUCCGGGUAGAUGACAGAAAAAACCUGCCAUACACUGAUGCUGUCAUCCAUGAGACACAGAGACUGGCCAACAUUGUCCCCAUGGCUCUGCCUCACAAAACCAGCCGAGACGUCACCUUUCGGGGUUACUUUAUCGAAAAGGGGACCACCGUGUUUCCUCUGCUUACUUCUGUCCUGUAUGAUGAAAGUGAAUGGCAAAGCCCACACACUUUCAACCCUUCCCACUUUCUGGAUACGGAGGGUAAAUUUAUCAGGAGAGAUACCUUCAUGCCCUUUUCUGCAGGUCGCAGGGUGUGUCUGGGAGAGGGUCUGGCUAAGAUGGAGCUUUUUCUCUUUUUCACCUCCCUCCUUCAGCGCUUUCGUUUCACUCCUCCACCUGGAGUCACAGAGGAUGAACUGGAUCUGUCACCAGCUGUGGGUCUCACCCUCAACCCCUCACCUCAUGAGCUGUGUGCUGUCAGUCGUCAGUGAGGAGGAGAGCUGGAUGAUAUCAUAAAUGUCUUUGCCAAUUGCAUGAAUAUUCUUUUACUGAUGGCAUACUGAGCAGCCAGCAGAGGUCCCCAUCGUCAAGAGCAAGAUUAGUAGUGAUUUAAUUAAGGGAGUGAAUGGUGUCUAAAUGUUUUCAGUGAUUUGUACACAUUAGAUUUAACAAUUUAGAGGGACCUGGUUGUGUAUGUUUCUGAGACCACUACAUUUGCCUAUAUAUUUCUGUCUCUGAACUUGUAAUUUGUCAGGGGUUUCAUUUCUUAUGUCAGAAAUCAUGUAAUUUAAAUACAUUUAGACUAUAUAAAUUUAGAUUAUUUUGCCUCAGCUUCCAUACUUAGUGUUCAAGUUAGUGUUCAGUUAUUGCAGCCCAGAUGAUUUAUAUCAUUGACUAGAAAAAUUGCCCCUACAGCACCAGAUGUGUGAAUGUCAAACUGAUGACUGAAUAAUAAAAACAUCCUUUUACGCAGGAUAUAAAA